This is a messenger RNA of Tinamus guttatus (white-throated tinamou), 388 nucleotides long. NCBI's taxonomy places the organism in Eukaryota, Metazoa, Chordata, Aves, Tinamiformes, Tinamidae. The record is from RefSeq and is a predicted model, not a curated record.
GCCCGCAUGGAGAGGAUGGAGCAAUUCCAGAAGGAAAAGGACGAGCUGGACAAGGGCUGCCGGGAUUGCAAGCGGAAACUCGCCGAAUGCCAGAAGAAAAUGAAGGAGCUGGAAGUGGCGGAGCAGGAAAACGGGAAGGGGGACCUGGAGCGGCUCCGGGCCGAGGCCCAGCAGCUCCGGAAUGAGGAGAAAAGCUGGGAAAACAAACUGGAGGAGCUGCGGAAGAAGGAGAAGAACAUGCCCUGGAAUGUGGAUACGCUCAGCAAGGACGGCUUCAGCAAGAGCGUGUUCAACGUGAAGCAGCCGGAUGAGGAGGAAUCGGAGGAUCAGAAGGAGAAGAAGCUCAAGACGUUCGUGGAGAGGAACGAGAAGCAGAUCAAGCACUUCG